Hirundo rustica (Barn swallow) is the source of this 2386-nucleotide messenger RNA. RefSeq names its product golgi phosphoprotein 3 (gene GOLPH3). Gene Ontology annotation, cellular component: cytosol; Golgi cisterna; trans-Golgi network. The record is from RefSeq and is a predicted model, not a curated record. Gene Ontology annotation, molecular function: phosphatidylinositol-4-phosphate binding. The transcript has 4 exons. Gene Ontology annotation, biological process: retrograde vesicle-mediated transport, Golgi to endoplasmic reticulum; Golgi to plasma membrane protein transport; Golgi organization. The coding region runs from base 88 to 975 and encodes 295 amino acids. Lineage: Eukaryota; Metazoa; Chordata; Aves; Passeriformes; Hirundinidae.
CCGCCCGGGGCGCGUAGGGCGGAGCGGCUCCAGCCUGGCCCCUGCCCUCCCCGAGCCGCCGCCGAGCCCCGCUCUCUCCCCGCCGCCAUGACUUCCCUGACCCAGCGCAGCUCCGGGCUGGUGCAGCGCCGGACCGAGGCCUCCCGCAGCGCCGCCGCUGCCGAUAAGGAGCGGGGCGCCGGCGGCGGCCCGGAGGAUGAAGGGCGCCGGGACGAGUCUGGCGACGACGAGAAGGGCGAUUCCAAGGAAACGCGGCUCACCCUCAUGGAGGAGGUGCUGCUGCUGGGCCUCAAGGACCGUGAGGGUUACACGUCGUUUUGGAACGAUUGCAUCUCCUCGGGAUUGCGUGGCUGUAUGUUAAUUGAAUUGGCAUUGCGGGGGCGUCUCCAGCUGGAGGCCUGUGGAAUGAGGCGCAAAAGUCUGCUAACAAGAAAGGUGAUUUGCAAGUCAGAUGCACCUACAGGGGAUGUUCUGCUUGAUGAAGCUCUGAAACACAUAAAAGAGACCCAGCCUCCUGAAACAGUACAAAAUUGGAUUGAACUGCUUAGCGGUGAAACAUGGAACCCACUGAAGUUGCACUACCAACUACGAAAUGUCCGUGAGCGGUUAGCUAAAAAUCUAGUGGAAAAAGGUGUACUGACAACAGAGAAACAGAACUUCCUUCUUUUUGACAUGACUACACACCCUCUCACCAACAACAACAUCAAACAGCGCCUCAUCAAGAAGGUUCAGGAGGCGGUUCUUGACAAGUGGGUGAACGACCCCCACCGCAUGGACAAGCGCUUGCUGGCGCUCGUGUAUUUAGCCCACGCCUCUGAUGUCCUGGAGAACGCUUUUGCCCCCCUCCUGGAUGAGCAGUAUGAUUUAGCCACAAAGAGAGUGCGGCAGCUCCUGGAUUUAGACCCUGAGGUUGAAUGUAUGAAAACCAACACGAAUGAGGUUCUGUGGGCUGUUGUAGCAGCUUUCACAAAGUAACUGCAUUCAGACUGAAGUGUUCUCUCUUUUUUCAUGUAAACCAGUUGUUUCUCUUUUAUUGACUAUUCAUGUUUUCUGUAAUUUGUACCUUCUCACAUGAUGAAUCGGCUUUUGUUUAAUGGGAAUUAUAAGUGGUGUAUUCCCUGCUUCUCUAUCUGUAUACAGGAUUCUACUGGUACAAGAGACUUUCCUGUUUAAAACAACAGAAGAAGGGUUAACUGCCAUAUUGGCAUUCCAUUUCCUAUUCAGUUUGAGUUACCUUAAAUACUUUAAUUUCUCACCUCAUUGUUAUUGAAGUGGUUUGUCACCAAAGCCUCAUGUUGAAGUGUCUGUUUGGACAUUUUAUAUACAGUUGUUUUCAAUUAUAUCUAACAAAAUUACUUAAAAAACAGAAAUGCCAUUAAGCAGCUUUGUCAAUAGUUCCUGUAAAAUGCCCCAUAAAUUUUAAUUUUCAUGCAAGUCUCUCGUGUACUUAUAUUUUCAUUAGAACGAUAGCUGAGUCAUAAGGCUAGUAUAGAAAGGUCCAAUUGUUUCAUAAACCAGUUUUGGGAGGGGAUACAUUCCAUUAUAUUGUAUAUAUAGUUCAAAUUGUAUAUUAACAACUCCCCAUCUUAGUAUUUUGCAAGAUCUACUUACUUGUACACCUGGUGCCCCUUAUUUGCUGUCAGCUGUUGCCAUCUGUUGCAAGGAAAGGCCUCCUGCAGAGGUCCUGUGUGUGAAAGCUGUUUGUUUCCAGGGUCUCUGCAGUUUGCCACCCAGGUAUUCUCAGUCUAUGCAUUGCCUUUGAAAAUUAGUGAAUGGAAAGAGGCUGCUUUCUAUCAUUGGUACCUUUUUAUUUCCCUCCAUUUCUGUGUGGAAGGGACUCAUAACCAGUGCAAUUCUUGAGUGCAGUUUUAAGUUUUGUACACAAAUUAAUGUUUGUCUCUUAAAUCUUAAACUAUUUUACUCUUUAAAAACAAAGAGUCAGUCCUAGCAGGUGUUGCAUGUAAAGGGUUAGCAAGUAAUGGCAGCAGUUCAGACAAUUCAGAUAUCUGUAAUGGGAUGCUCUGCUAUAUAUUAAUUUUUACAUAUACAAUUAAGCUGAUUAGCACACUAUUGUAAAAAACCCCAAAACCUAUAUAGAACUCUGGCUUUUUGAAAUUUAUUGCCUCUUUGCCACUGCUUGUUAUUUCCCAUUGGUUUCACAGUGUAAAUAUUAUGAAUUGAAAAAAUUAAACAUUGAUUUCUAUGCCUUUUUUCAUUAUAAAAAUGCAGAUUUAUAGUGGGGCUUACAGGUGUUUAGAAGCCUUUUGGUUAAUAUUCAGAGCAAGAAUACUAGAUGGUGUAUAACUGUAGAGUUGAAAUUUAAGAGAUCCCUUAAUCUGUAUACUAGCUUUUUACCUACAGUAAAUAAACUAUGAUCUUGAAAGUG